Molecule: messenger RNA, 6583 nt
Organism: Magallana angulata
Lineage: Eukaryota; Metazoa; Mollusca; Bivalvia; Ostreida; Ostreidae
Product: adhesion G protein-coupled receptor L3-like
Exons: 34
Coding region: 2820-6467 (1215 amino acids)
Biological process (GO): adenylate cyclase-activating G protein-coupled receptor signaling pathway; cell surface receptor signaling pathway; negative regulation of angiogenesis
Cellular component (GO): membrane
Molecular function (GO): G protein-coupled receptor activity
Source: RefSeq, a predicted model, not a curated record
CUAAUGUUGUAGUCAUUUUUAGAUAUCAGAUUAUUUGUGAUUGUUGUAAUAAUUUGAAGUCAGCGAAAAUAAUAUAUAAAUGCACCGUUGGAUUUUGCUACAUGCAUGCAAGUUUGUAGUGUAAUAGGAAUCGGAUGCGGGCUACGGGGCAAUAUAUGCGUCACGCCAUGUAAGUAAGCGGCCUGUCCCCCUGUCCCCUUUAUCUAAGGCCAGAAGUUUAAUUUCUGCGGGGAGUAAAAGAUCUGCGAUCGUUUUAUCGCGGGACCGGAAAAACGUACUGGAUAUCCUAUAUUUUGAAUUGCGAACUGAACUGCGUUCCAAAAACUGAUUGCCCUGGAUGCUCACACAGUUUUAUGUGAAAUAUAAAAAAAAAGGAUAAGCUAGACCCGUCACUAUUCCAAAGGAUAAGUAUUUCAGACGGAUAGAAGUGUAUUUAAAACAUACCGUAUUAAAGGAAAUUUAAAAAAAACCCUCAACAAAACCCUCAAAUCAAUAAAAACUGAUAGUACUUUAACAAUCGUUCUUAUAUCCUUUUGUAAACAUAUUGACUUUGUGUACCUUUGAUCAAUUUUUUAUUUCAGCUAAUUAUACGUAAAAUAUUUAAAACAUUCAUCACAAGCACUUCAAUGGAACAAUUUAGGUGAUGCUUAAAUGCAGCUUUCUUGAUGAAAGAAGAUGGGGGAAUAAGAUGGCGCAAAUGCCCAUUCGGUUUAGUAGUGAAAUACACUUUUGAAUUUAUUUUCCCCCAAUUAAAUAUAUUCAAAUACAUUAUAAUACAACUUUGCAAAAGCAAAAUUUCUAACUAUAGUCAGUUUUUAAUAUACAACUGUAUUUAACAAAAAACAAGAAAAAAAAUAUUGUCGGAAAUUUUGGUGGUAUCGAGCCCGUAACAUAAAAACCCCUUGAUAUAUAAGGUUAGCUUAUGCCAGGUACUCUAACCACUGAGCCAUUUCAGACACAACAAAGUGGGCUUUUUAAAUAUUAUGUGUGACAAAGGCCACGAACUACCGGACUUGUAUUAUUUUUUCAAAACGUUCAAUUGUUGGGAUACAAAAUGAUAAUUUUUGAGUAUAGUGGGUCAUCUCUCCACGUUUUUGUUGAUUGAAAUCGGUUUGUUCUCCAACAGACCUUAAUUAGACUAUGAGAAAAAUAUGGAGCACAGACCCACUCUAUAAAAGAAAAUGCCUUGAAGUUCUAAAAAAUGACAGUAUUUGCAGGUUUUGAUCCGUAUACGCCUGUUUGAGUCAACAAAUUCCAAGUAUUGAACAUACCUUUAGGUUAAAAAUCAAUGAUUCGUUAAAUAUAUAUUGUUUUAAAUGAUUUAAAAAAAAACCCAUCAGAUUUAUUGAUACUUUAAUUUUUCAGUAGCCUGUCCAACCGCGUAUGGGCAUUUUACACGCCUUAUCCACCCAUCUUCAAAUUUGGAUUGGUGUUUUUUCAAAGUUUUUUUGGUCUCAAAUCAACGAUAGUGUAUUUUGUUUUCAUUGAAUCGGUGAAGCUACAAGUGAAAAAAAAAUGGAUAAAUGGUCCUUCAUACCUUUUGGAAAAAUUUGCAUAGGCGCCUGAACAUUUUUUUUUUAAGAUAUGGAAUUUGAACAUGUUUUGACUAAAAUGUUCAAAUUUUGAAAAAAUGGUACUCUGAAAAGAUAAUUUCUCGCUAUUUUUAAGAAAAGAAUUCUCUGCUGUGUUUAGGCUAAUAGAAGCUGUUAUAAUUCAUUUUGCUACAGAAAUACAAGUAGACACCAAAACACGGCGUUAAAAAUAGUUUCACAAUUGGUGGAAACUCUGAUGUUGUGACGCACUGUCAUAAGAAGUAAACGUCACCGGGGUCAAGGUCCCUUAAAACUUGUUAUUUUAGACGGAAUCAUUCUUAAAUUUCGUAAAUUUAAUUGGAUUAGACCCCCGAUCUUUGGAGCAAGGGUUUAAUUGGUCCCAUUGGGGUUUCAUUUUAAAACAUUUUAGCAGUGGAUUAAGAGAAAUCCACAGGUAAGCGAAGUAAUCUAUGGGCCUCCUUUUGAAUGUGGGAUGUUUUGGAAAGAACAUAUGAGGGUAAUUACUAUAAAGACACCAUUUAAGGAGGCAUUUUUGUGUAAAACACAAUGAAAUAUAGAUUUUAGCAAUAUUGGUAAGCACAUAAAUAGAGUUUUGUUUAUUCUUGUCUAUAAAUCACAAUCUCAACAGUUGUUAUCAGUUACUGAAAAAAAUUAAUAAUAUGUACCCAAUACUAUUAUUGAACUGUAAAGUGGUGCAAAAAAGUUGAGCCUGUACUUAAACAGUAUUACAUUUAUCAUCGAACAUAUAAUUUUUUGUCAUACAUCCUCUUUAAACUUAAAUCAGAAAAAUUAGAGAACGUUAGGUAAACAUGACUGAUUUAUUUCUAAUAUAAUGAUAUAUGUAGUGGAUUCUUAUAAAAACACCUAAUGAAUUAUUCCUAUGUAGAGGAUUUCAUAUUUCUAGGUGUAACAAAUUUGCAAGUAUUCAUCUCUUCCUUGUAUGGAAAAAAGUUAAACACAAGCCUUUUCUCCUUCUUGAUUUUUGAGGUUUUAUAAGUACAAUCUUUUUUCAUUCUACAAGUGCACACACUCAGUAAGUUGAUACUAAUGUUUGUCAGAAAUUUAUGAAGAGGAAAACGUUGAAAAUAUAUAAGUGGUAACAGGGCUGUGUCAUCUCCAUUAUCUCACGGUUUCAUGGCGCCCUAGUUGUACACCGAAACAAGCUAAUCUUAGAGUUCUGUUUUGCCAAGAAAGAAUCGAAGCAGGAAACAACUCGCAUCUAUAAUCUUUUUCUGUCGACAGGAAGGAGGUCAAUCAACUUCGAAAAUGAAUACAACGCUGACAAUACUACUCCUUGCUGUAUUAGUGUCCCCCGCUUAUGUGCAACAUUGUGAAAGACGUCAGAGAAUACAUCUUGAUUCGUAUCAAAGUACAAAGGUAGUUUUCCCGCAACAAUUUCCAGUACAGAAAGGAUACGCUGGAAAUCUAACCUGCGUGUGGGAAAUACUCACAGAGAGCAAAUUUAGAAUAAUGGUAUAUCCUCGGACUUGGACCUGCGGUGAUAUGACUGUUCUGAACCUCUUCUAUGGUCUUUCGGAAAUGGCAGAAAUUGAUGAUUGUGUCAUAUGCCCUUCUGAAAAAGGUUUUUGUCCAAAUAUUAUACAGACGAGAUCAUCAGACGCUGUUUUGGAACUAAUCACGUAUUCUAAUGACGCAAAAGGGGGUUUUGAUUUCCGAUUUAUGGCAAUAAAUGCAACUGCACUAGUUGAUGGCUGCUCAAGUGUCGGUAUGAUAAUGCAAGCUGAUAGGACGCCAAACUAUAUCGCAUCGCCUAAUUUUCCUGAAGCCUAUCCGAGUGAAAAGAAUUGCCUGUGGUUGAUAGAGCCUGUUAUCCAGGACGACAAUACUCGUUUAGUAUUUCAGUUCCAAUCCCAGAGUCUGGAGAAAGGUGUUAUGACAAAAUGCACUGAUUAUGUGACCAUAGAGGGACUUGGAGAGUUCUGUGAGACUGACAGAGAUAAAAUUUUUCAACCUUCCGAAAAGAUGUAUACGGAAAACACAGAAACAAAAGUGACCUUUGUCAGUGAUUUUGGAUUCAGUGAGAGCGGAUUUGUACUGUCCUUUUAUAUUGAAGACAUAGCUAAACCAUGCCUUUGUCAACACGGAGGAACAUGUAAGAAUGAGACCUGCCUUUGUUCUAUGGGAUAUAAAGGCGAAUAUUGCGAAAAGGAAUCAAUCGAAAUUUUAUUCAUGAACGUCAGCAAUCAGAUAAUACGUGAAGAAAAUCCUGUUUGGUUCACUGCUGAAACAACCGACGCCUACAGGUAUGAAAUUCAGUGGUUUCGGAAUGGUAUAAUGGUUACGGAUGCUGCAACGAGAUAUAAAAUGACGUCAUCUGCAACUACAAACGGCACAACAAUUAAUACCCUCAACAUAUCUAGAGCUUACAAUCGUGAUGAAGGAAACUGGACGAUUAGAGCAUCAAACGGGGUGACAAGUAUUGAAAGACAAUUGACUAUUAAAAUACUUCCAAGACUACAGCUUGCAAUGUUACCUCAAUAUGACUUUUCAAUACGAAGUGGAGAUAUUUUGAAUCUUAAAUGCAGCGUUGUAAAUCCUAUAUCAUUGUCCGGUUUGUCUCAUGGAAGUUUAGUCUGGUUGAAAGACAAUCAAAACAAUUUGAAAGCUGCUGGAUAUCAAAUUAGCAAUACCAACACAACCUCGACUUUAGAAAGUUCCUCUACGAUACCUGGUAAUUCUGGAAUUUAUACCUGUUACUAUUCAAGCUACCCUGAUCCAGUAAGAGUUUUCAUUCGUGUCAACGUCACUGAAAAAGAACAAAAAAUGUGUCCUAACGGUACUGCAGAAGGCAUUUCAUGGAGUUCAACGAUUGCAGGCACAAUAAGCAAAACCUCUUGCUCUAAAGAUCAGAUAGGAACUGCAACAAGAUUAUGUGAUUCUGAAGGCAAGUGGAGAAAUCCCAACCUUGUGAACUGUACUGAUAAAGUUUUUCAUGAAGCAUCAUUGAAGUUAACUGCUCUACGAGAAGAUGGUGUGAACAACACAGAGGAAGUAGAAAAGGCAGUCACCAAUACCCUACAGACAAUGAAAAACCUUACAUCUACGACAGCAGAAAUGAGUGCAGGAGACAUCCAGUCUUCUAUGGACAUUAUAGAGGCAGUUGUCGACGUCACAUCACUUUCAGGGGCAACAGUAGAGAAACAGGUAUUUUUCGAAGUGGUGGAUAACGUCCUAUCAAAGAAUAAUUCAGAAUCCUGGAGUGCAGUAAACACAGAGACAACGAAAGAUGCAAGUGCAAUUAUGAAGAACAUGGACAAGCUAAGUGAACAAAUUUUAAAAAAGAACGAUACGAAAUUCAAUUUCAGCGGCGCAAACUUUGAGUUGAGUAUAGACCAAGUCAAUGUUGAAGAAGAGGGAAUAAAGUUUCCGACCAAGAAUGAUAACUCUGAUAUUACUGAGAAUCCUGCAACAUUUCUUGAACUCCCUAAACAGACUAGCAAGACAACUACAGAAAUGAACUAUGUAGCAGUCAUCUAUAAAACAAUAUCAGACAUUCUUCCAACAGAUACCAACUCAAAGAGAGAAAACCUCAAUACCCGGACGGAAGUAAAAAAGACUGUUAAGGAAUAUGUAAACUCAGACAUCUUGUCCUUGACAACCCAGAGGGACCUCGGGGAAUUAAAUCCUCCGCUCAACCUUACAUUCUAUCACAAGAAUCAAAAUCAAAGUAAUGAGCUUAAACCAGUUUGCGUUUCAUGGAAUUUUACCACAAAGAGGUGGUCAGAGAAGGGCUGUCAGAAGUUUUCUACUAGCGGAAAAAGCACAAGUUGUCUAUGUAAUCACCUUACGAACUUUGCCAUCUUAAUGAGACCAUAUAUACCAGAGACAGAGGAUGAAUCGUCAUUGAAAACGCUGUCAUUUGUUGGUGUCGUGAUCUCCAUUGCUUUUAUUGUAUUGACAUUUACGAUUUUCACAGUAACUUGGAAACAAAUGAAGAAUGAUCAAAAUACAAUGCUGUUGAACCUCUGUGUGUCCUUGGUUUUGUCGUACAUUGUAUUCAUCACGGCUGUGGAGAAAACUGACAAUGAGAUAUUAUGCAGCGCUGUCACGGCCAUCAUUCACUAUCUUUUCCUGGUCACCUUCUUCAGUAUGCUAGGAAUGGGAGUCUAUUACUUCAUGAGUAUUACAGUCACGUACUACGCCAUGUACGUUGCAAAUAACUUCAAGUCUAGAUCCAGAGUCCACUGGUUUCUCUUGGGAGCCUGGGGUAUUCCAUUGGUUAUUUCUGUAUCCACAUUGGCUGGUUUCUGGAAGAAAGGAUACCACCUUAAACAUUACUGUUGGUUAUCUGUAGAGAGUGGCUCAUUGUUUCUCUUCAUUGUUCCUGUUUGCUGCACAAUAGUUUUGAACCUUGUUGUGAUUAUUUCCUUAAUACGAGUUUUGUUAGCUUCAAGUGUAAUGAUGAAAUCAUCACUGAAGAAAAAAGCCGCAUCCGGCUUGAGAUCACUUGGAACAUUACUGCCUGUCCUAGGAGUCACGUGGUUAUUUGGAAUUCUAGCCGUUAACAAAAAUGCAGACUUUUUUCAAUAUUUAUUUAUAAUUGCUAAUUCGUUACAAGGCUUUUUUAUUUUUGUGUCACACGUUGUGUUAAACAAAAAGUUGAUGUUGAGUUUGAGAACUCAGUAUCCAUCCCUUGGAGCACUGACAUCGUUUGCAGAAACAAGCAGAAAAGACACUACUGUGUCCCGUUCUCAAUCCACUGCGUCUGACACUCUUAUGAAACAAUACAAGAAAAAAGGUUUUUUCUCAAAGUGUCGUAGAUUGAACAAGAGAAAACAAGAGGGUGCCAACAAACUUAAGACUUUUGACUCGUUCUCUACAGAGAGGACUACCGACAAUUCACGUUCAGUUCUGGAGGAAAAGAUGCCCUUACGAUCGGACUCUAACAUUUAAAGGCAAAAAAGGAAGAAUCGGUGUAAAACUCAAAGCUUUAAAUAACUAUUGUGAUGAAAAUCGUAAUGUCAAAAACUUGAAUAUUAUUGAUAUGCGUGACAACCACAGAUAUUUAU